AUGGCACCCGAUAAGAAAUGGAUGGAUCUUAUUAAUAAUCGACUUGGUGAAGCAUAUGGACAGGGGAUUGAAAAUUUUUUAGAUUAUGCUUUUGAAAGAACAAGAGCAAAAAAUGAAAUUCGAUGCCCAUGUGUUAAAUGUGAAAAUGCACAUUUUGGGUCUAGGGAAUCUGUUAAAAUGCAUUUGAUUGUUUAUGGAAUACUUCAAAAUUAUAGAUUUUGGUAUCAUCAUGGAGAAAAGCCAGAGGAUGAUUUGGAACUACACAAUUCGGAAACUGAAGUAGAUGAUAAUGAUUACUUCAUGGCAGAUCUUCUAAGAGGUUUACAUCCACAUUAUGAUGAUUCAAACCAUGCUAAUAUUAGUGAGGAACCAAAUGAUGAAGCUAAAUUUUUUUAUAAAUUAUUAAAUGAUUCAAAAGAACCUUUGUACCAAGGAUCAAGGGUUUCAAAAUUGUCAGCAUUAAUAAAGUUACUUCAUCUCAAAAAUGUUGGGCAAUGGACAAAUAAAUCAUUUAGCAUGUUGUUGCAAUUGUUGAAGGAAGAAAUAUUACCAGAAAAUUCUGAUCUUCCAGAUUCAUAUUUUGAUGCUAAAAAGUUUAUUAGAGAUAUCGGCCUUUCUUAUGAAAAGAUUGAUGCAUGUAAAAAUAAUUGUAUGUUAUUUUGGAAAGACCAUAAGAACUUGGAUUUUUGUGAAGUGUGUGGAAUAUCUAGAUGGAAGGAGGAAAGGCAUAGUGGGGGAACUCAAUUCAAAGCUAAUGGAAAGAAAAUUCCAAAGAAGAUAUUACGUUAUUUCCCACUAAAACCAAGGCUGCAAAGGUUAUUUAUGUGUUCAAAAACUGCCCCUUACAUGAGAUGGCACAAUGAUGCAAGGAUUGAUGAUGAAAUUUUAAGGCAUCCAGCUGAUUCUAUGACAUGGAAAUCAUUUGAUGAAAGAUAUAAAGAUUUCUCCUCAGAGACUCGCAAUGUAAGACUUGGUCUCGCAAGUGAUGGGUUUCAACCAUUUGCAAAUGCAAAAACAACAUAUAGCAUUUGGCCUGUGAUCCUUAUUCCUUAUAAUUUACCACCAUCGAUGUGUAUGAACUUGUCUAACUUCAUUUUAUCCAUGUUAAUUCCUAGUCCAGAGAGUAGUGGAGAUGCAAUUGAUAUCUAUUUGCAAUCGUUGAUCGAUGAAUUGAUUGAGUUGUGGCACACUGGAGUAGAAACUUUUGAUACAUCAACUUCUCAAAAUUUUACUUUACGUGCUGCUUUGUUGUGGACAAUUAAUGACUUCCCAGCAUACGCAAAUUUAUCUGGAUGGAGUACAAAAGGAAAGUUAGCAUGUCCUUGUUGUAAUAAGGAUACUUGCUCAAUGAGAUUGACAAAUGGUGGCAAAGAGUGUUAUAUGGGCCAUCGACGUUAUCUCCCAUUGAACCACAAAUGGCGCAAGGAUAAGAAUUCCUUUGAUGGUACAGUUGAAAUGAGAUUGCCGCCUAAAUCAUUUUCUGGAAAAGAUAUUUUAAGUCAAGUCCAGGAUUUGGAAGGCAUAAUCUUAAGUAAGGAUACUACUAGAAAGACAAAAAUAUCUCAUGACAAACGAGGUGAUAAUUGGAAUAAGAAGAGUAUAUUCUUUAAGCUACCAUAUUGGGAAACAUUGUUAUUAAGGCAUAAUUUGGAUGUGAUGCAUAUUGAGAAAAAUAUAUGUGACAGUGUUCUUGGAACAAUUAUGAAUAUUAAAGGCAAGACUAAAGAUAACCAUAAAACACGUCUUUAUUUACAACUCUUGAAUAUAAGGCCUGAAUUGCAUCCUGUUGCAAUAGGAGAUGAUCUUGAGUUUCCCACUGCACCUUACACAUUGUCCUCUAAUUGUAUAAAUGUUAGGGAGAACAAGAUUUCAGGUUUAAAGAGUCAUGAUUGUCACAUCUUACUAGAAUAUCUUAUUCCUCUUGCAACACGUGGAUUACUUUCAGAAUCAGUGUAUGAAGCUCUUGUUGAGCUAUCAAUGUUCUUCUCUAGUUUGUGUUCCAAAUCACUAAAGAUGGAAGACUUGAAACAACUUGAAAGACAAAUUCCUAUCACACUUUCAAUGGAAGCUAUGCUUGGGGGACCUUAUCAAUAUCGAUGGAUGUAUCCAAUAGAACAAAAGUUGAGUACUUUUAAAUCAUAUAUUCGAAAUAAAACUCAUCCAGAGGCAUCAAUUGCUGAGGGUUAUAUCGCAAAUGAGUGUAUCAGUUUAUGCUCAAGAUAUUUCGACACAUCUGAUUGUGGAUGUAUGGAAAGUACUGAUGGUUUAUCCAUAUUUUCAUCCAUUGAAGAGUUAUCAACAGGAAUAGCAUGCAAUUUGGAUCGUGUAGACCAAGAGCGAGCUCACAUCUACAUAUUAAAGAAUUGUGAAGAAGUUCAAUCAUUUUACAAUGACUACUUGCAAAUCCGUGCUUCUAGUGAUUUGGUUUUGUCCGAUGAGGAAUGUGACAAACAAUUUAUUAACUGGUUCAGAGUUAGAAUUUCAAAAUCUUUUAACUUAUUGAAGGAUGAGAUUUGUGAGGUUGUUCGAGAAGAUUCUUCCUUGUCAAAUAUUCAACUUGUUGAGAAAUGUUUUGGACCUCAACGACAUGAUCAUGUUUUUGGCCAUGGAGGAGGAGUGAGGCCUAAAGAUGUGAGAGGACCUAUUGCGUCAAAGCAAGCACUUCAUCACGAGAAUGUCACACUACGUGAGAAAAUGAAUAAUAUGGAAUCUGAAUUUAAAACUUUUAAGGAGUUGAUGCUGAAGAAUUUACCACCUAAUGUGCAAGUGACUGCAUCGGCUUCAAAUACUAUUGAAGGUUGA
This is a messenger RNA of Zingiber officinale, 2802 nucleotides long. RefSeq lists its product as uncharacterized. The record is from RefSeq and is a predicted model, not a curated record. The transcript is spliced from 5 exons. The coding region runs from base 1 to 2802 and encodes 933 amino acids. NCBI's taxonomy places the organism in Eukaryota, Viridiplantae, Streptophyta, Magnoliopsida, Zingiberales, Zingiberaceae.